Molecule: messenger RNA, 156 nt
Organism: Protopolystoma xenopodis
Lineage: Eukaryota; Metazoa; Platyhelminthes; Monogenea; Polystomatidea; Polystomatidae
Source: the annotation of a GenBank genome assembly
UCCGCACAUGACAACGCGUCCGAAGUGGAUCAGGCGUCCUUGUCACCGGGGCCGGUCGGACUCGGUGGAAAUGUAGCCUCACCUUCUGCAAUUCGACGCUCUGCUUGCCUUCGUCAGAGGCUUCUGUCUGUAGACCGGUGCCUUAGCGGAGAUUAG